GGACCUGGGCCUCUGCGCGUGAGACGGCGGCGCGGCUGCCAUGAGCCGGCCCAGCAGGCUGCAGAGGCAGAUUCUGAGCCUGUACCGCGAGCUGCUGCGCGCCGGACGCGGGAAACCGGGCGCCGAGGCGCGGGUGCGUGCCGAGUUCCGGCUGCACGCCGGCCUGCCGCGCUCCGACGUCCUGCGCAUCGAGUACCUGUACCGGCGCGGGCAGCGCCAGCUGCAGCUGCUGCGCUCCGGCCACGCCAAGGCCAUGGGGGCCUUCGUGCGCCCGCGGGGCCUGACGGAGGAACCCGGUAGUGCGGGGCCCGGCGACGGGGACGCUACGGAGGCGCGGGAGACCCGGCCUGUGGGACGGUGACGGGCGGAAGAGCCCAGGGGACCACGUGGGGGUCGGGGAAGCAGCUGCUGACAGAGGGAAGAUGGAGAACCCUCCUGGAACUGCAGGGUGCUCAGCGGAGGUCUACCAAGCACCCGCCCACCGCCCAGGGUCGAAGACAGACUGACAUGCACUGCUCGUGGGGACGUCCCCACUCCCGGCACGACAAGGGGGACUAUGCCAUCCUGUGUGGAAGAAACUUUUUGCCGACUUGGCAAGGUGCCCUGACGAGUGGUGAGAAGGUGGCAGCUCCAACCCGCACCCGUGGAAAAACUGUCUCAUUGGAUUGUGACACUCGAGCGGAAGGGGCCGGGAGUCCUGCCACCCAAAUUGGCCAACUGAAGACCCCCUCAAUAACCCCUACUUGAUAACCCUGAGGGGCAGCCCCCCAGCCUCUGCUUAUUCCACUGUUUGAAUGAAGGGAAUAAAAUGGGGGGUGCAUACUU
Messenger RNA from Ochotona curzoniae (black-lipped pika), 825 nucleotides. It is a transcript of the gene SDHAF1, whose product is annotated as succinate dehydrogenase complex assembly factor 1. Gene Ontology annotation, biological process: mitochondrial respiratory chain complex II assembly. Gene Ontology annotation, cellular component: mitochondrion. NCBI's taxonomy places the organism in Eukaryota, Metazoa, Chordata, Mammalia, Lagomorpha, Ochotonidae. Bases 41 to 361 code for a protein of 106 amino acids. The record is from RefSeq and is a predicted model, not a curated record. The transcript has a single exon.